This is a messenger RNA of Cricetulus griseus (Chinese hamster), 1562 nucleotides long. The record is from RefSeq and is a predicted model, not a curated record. Lineage: Eukaryota; Metazoa; Chordata; Mammalia; Rodentia; Cricetidae.
AUGGGUGGCCUCGGAAACCUGCGCGACCCUCCAAGGCAGCGGAAUCGUGAGCCCCGGCCGACACCUCUCCUCAGCCCCUGGUCACCUCUCAUCUUCCCCCUCUAUGCGCUAGUCCUGCUGCUCGCCUGCGCCUCGCUGGGGCUUCUCUAUGCCAGCACCCGAGACGCACCCAGUCUCCCGAACCCUCUGGCACUGUGGUCACCCCCACGAGGUCCCCCGAGGCUCGAUCUGCCAGACCUUGCCCCUGAGCCCCGCUACGCGCACAUCCCGGUCAAGAUCAAGGAGCAAGUGGUAGGGCUACUGACUCAGAACAAUUGCAGUUGUGAGUCCAGGGGAGGCAGCUUUGCCUUCCCGUUCCAGAGACAGGUUCGAGCUGUGGACCUCACUAAAGCCUUUGACACUGAGGAGCUGAAGGCUGUUUUGGUCACCAGGGAGCAGGAAUACCAGGCCUUCCUUGCAAGGAGUCAGUCCCUGGCUGACCAGCUGCUCAUAGCCCCUGCCAACUCCCCCUUACAGUACCCCCUGCAGGGUGUGGAAGUUCAGCCCCUCAGGAGCAUCUUGGUGCCAGGCCUGAGUCUGCAGGAAGCUUCUGCUCAGGAAGUGUAUCAGGUGAACCUGAGUGCUUCCCUGGGCACCUGGGAUGUGGCAGGAGAGGUAACAGGAGUGACUCUCACCGGAGAGGGACAGCCAGAUCUCACCCUUGCCAGCCCGGGUCUGGAUAGACUCAACCGGCAGCUGCAACUGAUCACUUACAGCAGCCGAAGCUACCAGGGCAACACGGCAGACACAGUCCGGUUCUCCACCAAGGGACACGAGGCUACCUUCAUCAUCCGCAUAAGGCAUCCUCCCCACCCCCGGCUGUACCCACCUUCAUCUCUAACCCAGGGAGCCCAGUACAACAUCAGUGCCCUGGUUACCAUUGCCACCAAGACCUUUCUUCGUUAUGAUCGGCUACGGUCACUCAUUGCCAGCAUCCGACGCUUUUAUCCUACGAUCACCAUAGUCAUCGCUGACGACAGCGACAAACCGGAACGCAUCAGCGACCCCCUUGUGGAGCAUUAUCUCAUGCCCUUCGGCAAGGGUUGGUUCGCAGGUCGCAACCUGGCGGUGUCCCAGGUAACCACCAAAUACGUGCUGUGGGUGGACGACGACUUCGUCUUCACGGCGCGCACGCGGCUGGAGAAACUCGUGGACGUGCUGGAGAGGACAGCCCUGGACCUGGUAGGGAGGGGGCGCGGGAUGUGGGAAUUCUUUCUGGAUGGCCUUGGUUCCCUUCGCGUUGGCUCCUGCUCGGAUGUGGUUGUGGAUCAUGCAUCGAAGGUGAAGCUGCCGUGGACAUCAAAGGAUGCUGGGGCUGAAACUUAUGCCCGCUACCGCUACCCAGGAUCUCUGGACCAAAGUCAGGUGGCCAAACAUCGCCUGCUCUUUUUCAAACACCGGCUACAGUGCAUGACCGCUGAGUGAUGGUGGAUUUGGGCCUUCCCACUGUCAGGCUGGGCCUGCCUCUUUGUCCCUGCCAGGAAAUUCCCAGCAACCUCUCCAACCCUGACCCCUGACCUUCU